CGACCAUAAAAGAGUGCGUUAAGUUAACACACAGACAUCGAAUUACCUACACAUUUAGCUCUCUUUAUCAAUAUUCUUGUUUAUUAUGUGCCUCUAACCAAAGCAAAAGAUAUAAACGAUUUUAGCCAUCAGUUAAAAAGGCUGAUUGGUAUUUGAGGGUCAAAAGUUGGUAGGAGCACGCUUGUCUUGCGUCCGGGGAUUUUAUCUGCUGAUUCUUCCAGAUUGUGGUAAAGUAACACGAACGGAUUAAGAAAAAAAAUUCGCCAGCCAACAUUAUCGGCGACAUUAUGGAUCACAUAAAUACAGAAUUCGAUAAGUAUACGAAAAUUUGGAGUGGCCCAAAAUCUACGAAAUUUUUCGAUCCGGAUUGCUCGAUUGGCAAGGUGCUUUUCGCUUUUAUGCGCAAUAAUGCCGGAAAUAUUUGCCAGAUAUCCGAUACGGAAGGCACCGCACUCACCAACGGCGAAGCGAUUAGUUUCGGGAUUCGCCUGGCGCAACACUUCAAGGCGAUGGGUUUGAGGCAAGAUGAUGUUAUUGGCAUUGUGGGCGGCAACUCAACUUAUCUGCUGCCCUUGGUUUUGGGUUGCCUAUUGAACUGCACGCCAUUCCAUGCGAUAAGCCCCCAUCAAGACGAAUCUGCAAUCAAACAUUUAUUUUACAUCACACGUCCACGCUUGAUCUUCUGUGAUGGCGCCAUCUACGAUCGUCUGAGCACAGUUAGCAAAGUAAUUAAAGCCAAUGUUUACACAUUGAAGGAACAUCGCAAGGAUUUGCCGCGGAUUGAGGAUCUACUCGAGCCCACAAAGGGUGAAGUGUUUUAUGUACCUGAAACCCUCAACAUCGGUGGCGAUCAAACAGUUGCGAUAUUAUGUACCUCCGGCACCACUGGCGUGCCUAAAAACGUCUGCAUUUCCAACUCAUGUUGUCUCUUCGAUUAUGGCUUUGUCUCCAGCAAGGACGUACUGCUGUCGUUCAGCACCAUUGAUUGGUCCACAGGUUUAUUCAACAUGCUCUUCAGUUGUGGUCAUGGCGCGACGCGUAUUAUAGUCGAUAAACCCUACACGCCGGAAUAUCUGCUGCGUCUUAUUGAUAAGUACAAAGUGACUAUACUAACUUUGGCGCCGCGUCAUGUCGCCACACUCGUCAAGUCCCCACUUUUAUCCAAAGAGAAGUUGAUAAGUGUACGGUUUCUGAGUAUUGGCGGUGGCAAUUGUUACGUUCCCACUUUGCUAAAAAUGCAAGAGUACCUAACUAAUGGUUAUAUAUCCUACGGUUACGCGCUCACCGAAUGUGGCGGUGUCUCUGCCAAUUUGGGCAUUACCAAGCCUAGUUCCGUGGGCAAAUUGGUGCCGGGCAUAAAGGUGAAAAUACUUGAUGAUGCGGGACGCAGCUUGGGUCAUAAUGAGACUGGCGAAAUAUUGGUACACAACAAUAAAAUUUGGAAUGGUUAUUAUGGCAACCCAAAUGAAACGAAACACAUGCAAGACUAUCAGGGCUGGUUUCAUACCGGCGAUCUCGGUUAUUUCGAUAGUGAGAAUUACCUCUAUGUGUUGGACAGGAAGAGGGAUGUACUCAAGUUCCAUGGCAUGCAAUAUUGUCCGCACGAGAUCGAACAAGUAGUCGCAGAGUUGCCAGAUGUCAUAGAAGUAUGUGUUUUCGGACUGUGGAAUGAAGUAGAUGGCGAUGCUGCUGCAGCGGCGGUGGUGAAGAUACCGGGCAGUAAAUUGCUGGAACAAGAUGUUGUCGAGUAUGUGGCCAAGCGGUUGGUGGUGAUGCACAAGCAAUUACAUUGUGGUGUUUUCUUUCUGGACGAAUUGCCAAAAACAGGUAGUGGGAAAAUAUUGCGAAAUCAAGCGCGUGAUUUGGCGUUGGGCAAAAAGUGGGAGGUCCACAAGAGUGGCCGUACAACGAAAACGUAAUACUUUUACUUUCUUAGCUUUAUAGGCAAAAUAUAUUUUAUUUUUAGACGUAACAUUGAUUAGUAUAUAUACUUCUGGGUUUUUUAUGUGCACCACUUGCAGUAGAUAUGUACAUAUAUACUCGUACGUAGUGGCAAACAUAUACAAGGUCUGUCACACGAUAAACGAAACUGCUCAAAAAUUAUUUUCCGAAGUUCGACAUUUUAUUGGAUGUUUUUGGAUGUUGGAAAUGGAUGCUCGACUAUAUUUAAAUAAGUAUGGUGGGUGGUUUGAUGGGUACUCAUUGCACAUGUUUCGUAUCUACUAUCCAGCGGUCUCUUUUAUCGUGAGACAGUGCUUGUACAUAAGCAGUAUUUGACCGUGAUGUCAAAAUAUUUUAGCUUAUCAAGCUGGUUUUGUUAUCAACAAAUUUAUAUAGUAUCCGCGUUUGUUAUUAUGUUGGUCAUUGCAUGUCAGAAUGUGGAAAAAAAGGGUUAUAAACAAACAUACAUAUAUAAAUGUAUGUAUAUAUACAUAUAUGUAUAUGAAGUAAUAAUAUAUCGAAGAUAUUCUGAAAGAUUAAAUUAGUACACAGAACCUAAUAUUUAAAUUUUUCAAUAUGUACUUGUACAAAUGUGUAUAUAUAUUUAUAUAUUUAGGCCUUACAUUA
Ceratitis capitata (Mediterranean fruit fly) is the source of this 2568-nucleotide messenger RNA. Its product is annotated as 4-coumarate--CoA ligase 3. The record is from RefSeq and is a predicted model, not a curated record. Gene Ontology annotation, biological process: long-chain fatty acid metabolic process; fatty-acyl-CoA biosynthetic process. NCBI's taxonomy places the organism in Eukaryota, Metazoa, Arthropoda, Insecta, Diptera, Tephritidae. The transcript has 5 exons. The coding region runs from base 288 to 1919 and encodes 543 amino acids. Gene Ontology annotation, molecular function: long-chain fatty acid-CoA ligase activity.